AUCAUACCUACCGGGAAGCACGAAACCAUCAGUGUAAGCGCGACCAUAGUGACCAGUUUGGAACUUGUUAUUCAAUAUUUAACCGAAUAAUUCUUCCAGUCUACACUUUUGAAGCACUGGAUAUAUCCCCUGAUUAGCCCAUGCAAACUAGGACUCAAUAAUCGGGCAUCGUGAGCGGAAUUGGCGUAUGGAGGGAUGAAGAACUGAUACCGACAAAUUUAUCCACACUGACUGUCGAACUGUCCUUGGAAUCGGGGACGGCCGUCUGCCAUAUCUUAUCCCCGUGAUCAAAUUACCACGGACGCGUACUGUACUUUUCCGUAAGAAAUAUCAUAAAAAUAAUGGCAUCGCACGACCCCAAAAACGCCCUCGACCACCUCAUCCUGUUCCUCCCCGCCGACCCGGACACCAACUUGCCCAAAAUCCCUUCCUUUAUCAGCGACAACUUCACGCUCACACCCGGCGGCGUUCACGCGGAUGGCCUGACAUCGAACACACUCAUCCUCCUCGCAGACGGCUGCUACCUCGAGCUAAUCUCCUUCCUCCCCUCCGCACCCUCAGAUAAAGUCUCCGCCCACUGGUGGUCUCACUACGCUACUUCUCCCGGCUGGGCCGACUGGUGUCUGACCAACGACCUCACCCCAGAAGCCAACCACGCCUCUAUCGAGGCCUCCCACAAAACCCCUGUCCACGGCGGCCGCCAGCGCCCCGACGGCGUCGACGUAAAAUGGGCCGUUACCUUCCCUCAAGGGGAGAGAGGGCUGACGCCGUUUUUUUGUCAUGAUACGACGCCGAGAGAGAUCAGGGUGCCGCUGUCGGAUGAAAAAAUGAAACAUCCGUCGGGUGUGCUGGGGGUGCAGAGUUUGACGGUUAUGGUGGACUCAACCGCGUCGCUUGAUGCCACGCGCGCCACGUACAAGACGCUGCUCACCGACCUCGCCCAUGCCGACACGUCACACUCCUGCUUCGGCACGGACCGCUUCGUGUCCAUUCCUGAGUUGCCUAGCGGCGCGAAGGUCAAAUUGGUGCUACCCAGAGACGAGGAGGAUGGGGCCAAAGUGCGCCCCGGAGGAUUUUGGUAUGGGGACGUUGUGCUGGCGGCUCUGGCAAGAGAGGGGAAGCCCAAGGGGAUGAAGGAGCGGCUUGAUGGCGGUGGGGAUGAUCUUCGAGGACUGUGGGUGCAGUAUGUUUGAUUUCAAUGUAGGAGGUGGGGUUCAGAGGGUGUGUGGUACGAAAAAUCAUGGAUGAGGCGGGCAGUCCAACAGAUCAACUAGCUUUUUCAGCGAAGCUUUGCUUUAUGUUCUAUCUGCGUAAU
Paraphaeosphaeria sporulosa is the source of this 1315-nucleotide messenger RNA. RefSeq lists its product as uncharacterized. The transcript is spliced from 3 exons. The record is from RefSeq and is a predicted model, not a curated record. Lineage: Eukaryota; Fungi; Ascomycota; Dothideomycetes; Pleosporales; Didymosphaeriaceae. The coding region runs from base 342 to 1193 and encodes 283 amino acids.